AUGGCUCCCCAGAUCCCCAACAUUAAGCUCAGCAGCGGCUAUGACAUGCCCCAGGUGGGCUUUGGACUGUGGAAGGUCGACCGCUCGAUCUGCGCCGACGUCGUCUACAACGCAAUUAAGAUUGGCUACCGCCUGUUUGACGGCGCUUGCGACUAUGGCAACGAAGUCGAGGCCGGCCAGGGCAUUGCCCGCGCCAUCAAGGAGGGCAUCGUGAAGCGUGAGGAGCUCUUCAUCGUGUCCAAGCUCUGGAACACCUUCCACGACGGCGACAAGGUCGAGCCCAUCGUCCGCAAGCAGCUCGCCGACUGGGGCAUUGACUACUUCGACCUCUACCUCGUCCACUUCCCUGUCGCCCUCGAGUACGUCGACCCCUCGGUCCGCUACCCGCCCGGCUGGUUCUACGAUGGCGAGAAGGAGAUCCGCCCCAGCAAGGCCACCAUCCAGGAGACCUGGACCGCCAUGGAGUCGCUCGUUGAGAAGGGUCUGGCCCGCAGCAUUGGUGUCUCCAACUUCCAGGCCCAGCUCCUCUACGACCUGCUGCGCUACGCCAAGAUCCGCCCGGCCACCCUUCAGAUCGAGCAUCACCCCUUCCUCGUCCAGCAGGAGCUGCUCAACCUGGCCAAGGCCGAGGGCAUUGCCGUGACUGCCUACAGCUCAUUCGGCCCUCAGAGCUUCCUCGAGUUCAACAUGAAGCACGCCGUGCAGCUCACCCCGCUCUUCGAGGACGAGACCAUCAAGAAGAUCGCCGCCAAGUACAACCGUCCUGCUUCGCAGGUUCUCCUGCGCUGGGCCACUCAGCGCGGUCUGGCCAUUAUCCCCAAGAGCACGCGCCCCGAGAUCAUGAAGUCCAACCUCGAGAGCAUCGAGUUCGACCUCAGCGAGGAAGAUAUUGCCACCAUCUCGGCCUUCGACCGCGGCCUGCGCUUCAACCAGCCCACAAACUACUUCCCCACCGAGCACCUCUGGAUCUUUGGCUAA
This is a messenger RNA of Thermochaetoides thermophila DSM 1495, 978 nucleotides long. Its product is annotated as NAD(P)H-dependent D-xylose reductase-like protein. Lineage: Eukaryota; Fungi; Ascomycota; Sordariomycetes; Sordariales; Chaetomiaceae. The transcript is spliced from 3 exons. Bases 1 to 978 code for a protein of 325 amino acids. Gene Ontology annotation, molecular function: D-xylose reductase (NADPH) activity. Gene Ontology annotation, biological process: D-xylose catabolic process. Gene Ontology annotation, cellular component: cytosol. The record is from RefSeq and is a predicted model, not a curated record.